AUGCUCCGCCCCUCCCUUCUGACCCGCUGGCUCCCAAAUCCGCCCAGCGCAGCACACCACCUCAUCCCAAGAACCAUACUCCGCCCACAGCCCUCCCUCCUCUCCACAUCUUCUCGAACGACCCUCCGACCCCCGCUCUCCAUCCCUCGCCGCUCGCCGCUCACCCGCCCCUUCAGCGCAUCGACCUUCCGCGCCUCCGCCCAGCCCAACGGGCAAUCGCUCUCGCAGCGCCUGAAAUCGCUCUCCCGCGAAUACGGCUGGUCCGCGCUCGGCGUGUACCUGCUGCUAUCGGCAAUGGACUUCCCCUUCUGUUUUGCGGCGGUGCAUUUCCUCGGCGCGGACCGCAUCGGGCAUUACGAGGCGGUGGUGGUGGACUCGUUCAAGGCGGCGGCGGGGACUGUGUUUCCCAGUCUGCAGGAGCAGCAGCAGGCUGAUAUCGAUGCGGCGGCUGCGGAGGGUGAGGCUGUGAAGGAGGAGGCCGAGGCUGCGGAGGAGAAGAAGAAGGCGGGCGAGGAAGCUAGCCUCUGGACGCAGAUCGUCUUUGCGUACGCCAUCCACAAGAGUCUGAUCGUCUUCCGGGUGCCUCUUACAGCGGCUAUCACGCCCAAGGUCGUCAAGGCGCUCCGGCACUGGGGCUGGGAUCUUGUCAAGGGCAAGCCGAGGGGGAUGUAA
Aspergillus terreus NIH2624 is the source of this 672-nucleotide messenger RNA. RefSeq lists its product as uncharacterized. The record is from RefSeq and is a predicted model, not a curated record. The transcript is spliced from 2 exons. Bases 1 to 672 code for a protein of 223 amino acids. Lineage: Eukaryota; Fungi; Ascomycota; Eurotiomycetes; Eurotiales; Aspergillaceae. Gene Ontology annotation, cellular component: mitochondrion.